AUGGCCCAAAAUAGACAAAAGUCUUAUGCCGACCACCGGAGAAGGGACUUAGAGUUUCAACAAGGCGAUAAAGUAUAUUUGAAGAUCAUACAUUCUCAAGUAAUAUCCCAGGGAAAGGAAAAAAAGAAGUUGAGCCCUAGAUACAUCGGACUAUAUGAGAUCUUGGAGCGAGUCGGGGUAGUUGCUUAUCGUUUAGCAUUACCUCCGACAAUGUCCAACAUACAUAACAUUUUUCAUAUCUCACGACUCCGGAAACAUGAGCCUGAUCCCACCCAAAAGAUUCCUGUAGAGGCUAUUGAGCUACGAGAAGAUUUAACCUAUCCUGAAGAACUAGUCGAAAUUUUGGAUACAAAGGAACAAGUGCUAAGGAACAAGACGAUACCGAUAGUGAAAGUCCUGUGGAGGCAUCACGACAUUGAAGAAGCUACUUGGGAAAGAGAAGAAGAAAUUCGGCAAAAUUAUCCAAACCUCUUUGACUUUAUGGAGACUUAA
Molecule: messenger RNA, 492 nt
Organism: Diospyros lotus (date-plum)
Lineage: Eukaryota; Viridiplantae; Streptophyta; Magnoliopsida; Ericales; Ebenaceae
Exons: 1
Coding region: 1-492 (163 amino acids)
Source: RefSeq, a predicted model, not a curated record